UUGUCUAGUUUCUUUUGUUCCUCUUCGUUGUUUGGGACGAACGUGUCGCAAGUUCGGUGCUGGGUCGAGGUAGCCGCAUUUGAGAACAACUAGACUUCCGAGCUUGUUAUUCACGAAAGUCCCAAGAUGGCCCGCCGGGAUAACGAGGAGCAAGGGAAAAUAUUUGUUGGAGGCCUCAGUUGGGAAACCACACAAGAGAGCCUGCUCAACUACUUUAGCCGUUUCGGUGAAGUAGUGGACAGUGUAGUGAUGUGCAAUGAGACCGGCCGGUCUCGUGGCUUUGGCUUCGUCACUUUCCGAGACCCCAGUUGUGUGGCUACUGUGCUCGCGGGAGGACCGCACCAGCUGGAUGGACGAACGGUGGAUCCCAAAUCAUGUAAUCCUCGUAGUGCCAGUCGACCUGGUGGAGGAGGCGGCCCUGGGGCCAGGGGUGGUCCCCGUGGUGGUGGUAAAGGCAGCACAACUAAGAUAUUUGUUGGCGGCCUACCUGCCACUGUGACAGAGACAGACUUGCAUGCCUUCUUCUCCGAAUAUGGGAAAGUGACAGAAGUUCUUAUCAUGUAUGACCAAGAGCAGCGCCGUUCUCGAGGCUUUGGCUUCGUGUCCUUUGAGACCGAAGAUGCAGUCAAUCAGUUGACUGGCCGGCGCUACGUUGAGAUCAGUGGAAAGCAGGUUGAGUGCAAGCGGGCGGAGCCCAAGGAAAGCAGGAUGGCCAACAAGGGUGGCCGCCCUGGCGGAGGUGGUGGCUGGGGAGGACAGCAGCAGCAACAGUGGGGUUGGGGAUCAUCCAACGGGGCAGGCAGCAACAUGAACUCUGGCUACCAGGGCUACGGUGGCUACAACAACAGCUGGGGAAACAACCAGAGCAGUUACGGCUAUGGAGGAGCAGGUGACCAGUCCUACAGUGGUUAUGGAUCGUAUGGACAGCAGCAGCCCUCCAGCUAUGGACCCAUGCGUACCAGCUACUCCGAGGGAUACACUGCAACCCCAGCAGCAACUGGUGGCUACAAUGCCCCCAGCACCAAUGGCAUGGCAGCAGCUGCUCCUGUUGGCCAAACUGAUGGCUCUUACCACCCGUACCGGAGGUGAAUCUGAAGGCACCAGCGAGUGUACAUUCCUCACGCCUCCCCCUGCCUUUUUUUUUUCGUCCUUUCAAUAAGAUCCACCUCAUCACCCUGGAUUUUUUUAUACACUCAUUUGCCUACAGA
This is a messenger RNA of Rhipicephalus microplus (southern cattle tick), 1208 nucleotides long. RefSeq names its product heterogeneous nuclear ribonucleoprotein 27C. Gene Ontology annotation, molecular function: mRNA binding. Gene Ontology annotation, biological process: regulation of translation. The record is from RefSeq and is a predicted model, not a curated record. Gene Ontology annotation, cellular component: cytoplasm. NCBI's taxonomy places the organism in Eukaryota, Metazoa, Arthropoda, Arachnida, Ixodida, Ixodidae.